AUGUUCUACAAUCAAACAAUUUACUCGGUUGGUUCUUUUCCUAUAUCAGUGGUAGUAGCAGAUGUGAACAAUGACAAUAAAUUCGACAUUGUCGUUGCGAAUCGUGAAUCGAAUAAUAUUGGCGUUCUUCUAAAUUCUGGUAACGGGAUCUUUUCAUCUCAGAUUACCUACCAGGUUGGCCAAAGUCCAUAUUUCGUAGCAGUAGCUGAUAUGAAUCGUGACAAUAAAGUCGAUAUUGCUGUUGCAAAUUACGGUGCGACCACUAUUAGCGUUCUUCUCAACAGAGGUAAUGGAACGUUUCUCUCUCAAGUUACUUACACAGCUAGCCGCUAUACCUACGCAGUAGCAGUAGCUGAUGUGAAUAAUGAUAACGCGUCGGAUAUUGUUGUUGCAAACGCUGGAGCGCGUAACGUCGGUGUUCUAGUCAACAAAGGCAACGGAACUUUUUUUAAUCAAAUUACUUAUACAGUUGGUAACACUCCGGUGUCAGUACAAAUGGGUGAUGUAAAUAAUGAUAAUACAGCCGAUAUUAUUGUCGCAAACUAUGCGUCAAAUACCGCCAGUGUUCUGCUGAACAAUGAUAAUGGAAUAUUUCUUCCUCACAGUACUUAUUCAGUCGGUACCAAGCCACAAUCGUUAGCAAUAGGUGACGUCAAUAAUGAUAAUAACAUCGAUAUUGUCGUCGCAAAUUCCGGUUCGGAUUCCGUUAGCGUUCUUCUCAACAGGGGCAAUGGAACGUUUCUGUCUCAAAUUACUUAUCCAACUAGUUCUACUCCAUAUUCAGUAGUAAUCAGCGACAUGAAUGGUGAUAAUAACCAAGAUAUUAUUGUCGCAAAUUCUGGUUCGAAUACCAUCGGUGUGCUUCUCGGUACAGGCAAUGGAAUAUUUCUUUCUCAGUUAACUUACUCGGUUGGUACUGGUCCACUAUCAGUAGCAGUAGGUGACGUAAACAAUGACAAUAAAAUUGAUAUUGUUGCAGCAAACUAUCAUGGGAAUACCAUCAGUAUUCUCUUACAUUGUUGA
Adineta steineri is the source of this 1023-nucleotide messenger RNA. The record is from the annotation of a GenBank genome assembly. NCBI's taxonomy places the organism in Eukaryota, Metazoa, Rotifera, Eurotatoria, Adinetida, Adinetidae.